CGCUGUUGCUUCAUCAGGUUCACUCUCUCACACAAAUAAUUGAGUUUGCUUAAAUAAAACGUGACUUUUAUUUCGUCCUCUCUGACAGGUGAAAAGCAGCCUUGUCUGAUCUGAUGGACGUGAGGAGCAGCACCGAUCACGUUCCUCUCUGCCACGAGUCCCUCAACGGCUCGUGUCCAAAGUCCACCUACCCGGCCGCCUUCCGCGUUCCUCUCUACGUCUUCUUCGGCUCCUCCGUGGUGUUGACGGUCGUGGGCAACCUGCUGGUGAUCGUCACCGUCGUGCACUUCAAGCAGCUCCACACCCCCACCAACUACCUCAUCCUCUCCCUGGCCGUGUCGGAUCUGCUGCUGGGCGGGUUCGUCAUACCCCCCAGCAUGGUCAGAUCCGUAGAGUCCUGCUGGUACUUCGGAGAGUGGUUUUGCAAGGUGCACACCGGCACGUACGUCAUGUGCUGCACCGCUUCCAUUCUGAACCUCUCUCUGAUCUCCAUCGACCGCUACUACGCCAUCGGCUAUCCUCUGCAGUACAGCGUGAGGGUCACAGGCAGGGCGGCGAUGGUCAUGAUCUGCGUCAGCUGGGGUAUCUCCGCCGUGGUUGGUUUUGGGAUGGUGUUUCUGGAGCUAAACAUCGUGGGUAUCGACGAGGAGUUUUACAACAGCGUCGCCUGCACGGGCGGCUGUGUGUUGUUACAGAGUGUCGCGUCGAGCACCGUGUCCUCGCUGUUAUCCUUUUACAUCCCCGGUUUGAUCAUGCUUUGCAUUUAUCUGAAAAUAUAUCUCAUCGCGCAGCAACAAGCGCGGUCUAUUCACGGCAAACACGCGCAGGGAAAGCCGUCCGCUGCCGCUGCUGCCGUGAGCAAAAUGGAAAGGAAGGCCACGAAGACCCUGGCUAUUAUAAUGGGGGUCUUCCUCUCGUUCUGGCUGCCAUUUUUUCUCUGCAACAUCAUCGAUCCUCUCUCUGGCUACUCGAUUCCUCCGCUAUGGUUUGACAUGGUCGUGUGGAUUGGCUAUUUCAACUCCACAUGUAACCCUGUUGUGUAUGCUUUGUUUUACAGCUGGUUUAGGAAAGCGUUUAGAAUCAUUUUACUUGGUAAAGUCUUUCAGAAUGAUUCAUCAAAAUUAAAUUUGUUUACAGAGUGA
Molecule: messenger RNA, 1142 nt
Organism: Engraulis encrasicolus (European anchovy)
Lineage: Eukaryota; Metazoa; Chordata; Actinopteri; Clupeiformes; Engraulidae
Product: trace amine-associated receptor 1-like
Exons: 1
Coding region: 114-1142 (342 amino acids)
Biological process (GO): G protein-coupled receptor signaling pathway, coupled to cyclic nucleotide second messenger; chemical synaptic transmission
Cellular component (GO): dendrite; plasma membrane
Molecular function (GO): neurotransmitter receptor activity; trace-amine receptor activity; G protein-coupled serotonin receptor activity
Source: RefSeq, a predicted model, not a curated record